Drosophila santomea is the source of this 18003-nucleotide messenger RNA. RefSeq names its product microtubule-associated protein futsch (gene futsch). The coding region runs from base 1737 to 17993 and encodes 5418 amino acids. Gene Ontology annotation, biological process: microtubule cytoskeleton organization; dendrite development; axonogenesis. Lineage: Eukaryota; Metazoa; Arthropoda; Insecta; Diptera; Drosophilidae. Gene Ontology annotation, cellular component: microtubule; synapse; cytosol. The record is from RefSeq and is a predicted model, not a curated record. The transcript is spliced from 9 exons. Gene Ontology annotation, molecular function: actin binding; microtubule binding.
GGCUCAGAUUCACAAUCAGAAAGACAGAAAGACAGAAACACAGAGGCACCGAAGCACAGAAACAGAAUCGAAAUCGGAAUCGCAAUCAUUGUCAACAGCAGUGCGACGGGAGAGUUGCGAAAGCCCCCAAGUAUCUAAAGUAGCAAGAAAAUCAAGUUAAAAAUUUACUAAAAAUCCACGACAUUCAAGGGAACUUGCAGCGGCAAGUGGCAAGUGCGAUUAACUAAAUGCCAGCGCCCAAAACAGCGCCAAUCAAUCAAUUAGGCCCAGUGGGGGUGCUCCCACAGCCCAAGUCCAAGCCCAAAACCAGCAACAAUACGGCCGGAGAGAGCAGCCGGAGACAGUGAGAUAGAGAGAGAGACAGCAAGAGAGAGUGCAAAAGAGAGAGAGAGAGAGAGAGAGAGAGAGCGAGCGUGGCGGCAGUGACAGCAGUUAAAAAUCAAUAUCCGUCUAAAGUUUAUUUCGGUUUCGGUUCGGACACCUUGGAAACUUGAAGUUUCCCCAGCCGAAAGUUCCAUCGAAAUCAAUUCAACUCAAUACAGAUAAACUCAACGCCAUUCCUUUGCCAAUCGCGUCCGCUUUGUGCUACAAAUUUAAGAGCGUUUUUCGCGAACGUAAUCGUGUGUCCAUUUUGUGUGUCCACUUUGUGUGUCCACUUUGUGUGUCCACUUUGUGCUAAGCCUGACCAUAGAGUUAACUAGGUAAUCAACAGUUUACGAACAACUUGCUCCAUCCAUGCCGCGUGUGCUAGUCCAGUGGCAACCACUUCAACCAGUCUAGUCCGCAGCGUUAGUCCACGUCCACGUCCACGUCCGACAGAUCCGACGAUUGACGAAAAGGGUCGAACGGCAAACGCGGAGAAAGUUAAGAGAUAACAAACAGCGAAGAAUCGGGAGAAAAACCAAAGAAUAUUUAAGAAGAAAACAAAAAAAAUCGAAUUUUCAUGUUUAAAUCGCAAAACCAAAAUUAUCGAUAAAGAAAUUAAAGGAAAACCAAAGAGAGAAAAAACCAAAUAUUAAGUAAAUUGCUACCAGUAAACGCUAGUCCAAAUCUUCACUAUAUAAAUAUAUGUAUACCAUAUAUAUUUAACUAAUAAUACUUCAAGAGAACACGCCAAUUGCCGCAACUUUACUCCAACCCGCAAAAGUAAAAAGUAAAAAGUAAAACGUAAAAAGAUAAAAGAAAAGAUUUCCAUUAAACAAACGCAAAAUACCAAAUACCAAAUACCUAACACAGCUUCGAAGUGUGCACAAUAACAGAGUAAAAAGUUAUUAACCAAAACCAAAGAAAGACACCCAAUCCAAAAAGCAAGGCAAAUUAUUAUUAAACAAAACCGAAAAACAAUUAAGCAAAGUCGAAGAAAAACUGCGCCAAAGUCACGGCCAGCAAACACAAAGUACAACAAACAAACACAAACAAAAACAUAAACUCAAGCAACAAGCAGCAGGCAGCAGGCAGCAAAAGCAACAGCAGUUGCGAAGUGAAGCGUUUCCACUGACCACGCCCACUCCCCGCUGCUGAGCAGUCCGCCCCUUUCAGCAAUUUUCCGAUUUGGCAGCGCAUCGUUUCCGAGAAAUCUUGCGUGCGCCGGGAAAACUGAAGCGCCAGUGUCGGUUGGUCAACCAGAGAACACCCAGAGUAUACCCUCUUUUUUUUCGAGUGUGCGAACCAGUUUUUUUUGUGUGUGACCCAAACGAAAGGCGAGAACAACAACAGCCACCACUGCACCAACUGUGAUGGCAGAUCAGCCCAAGGCAACGACAACCGCAACCGCAGCCGGAGGAGCAGCUGGCCCACUUCCUGAAGGCGACGCCGUGAUGGCCACCACCAACCAGGACGCGCUGGCCAAAGGAGCCGGAGAUGCUCCUGCCCAGGACGCGGCCCAGGAGCCAGGCCAGGCGGAGCAUCCAGUGGAUGCCGCAGAUGCCGGGGAUGCCGGUGACGAUGGCGCCACCGAUGCCGGGGCCAGCUCGCUGCCGCCCUCCGAGAUUGGUGGCCGGGCGCCCCUGGACACCGCCUGCUCGGACGCCGACGGAGGAGCCCCCUCCAGCCUGGCCGGCGGCAUUGUGGGUCCGCCCAGUCCGCUCACCGGCUGCUACCUCCUCAUCGUCCUGGGGGAGCCGCACUCCGAGGAGCACAAGGACAACAUCUUGCAGCAUCUGCUCAAGGGUUUCCUCUCCUGGGACGUUUCCGAUUGUCACGUCGACUUGGAAGAGGAGCUCAAUACAAUUACACAGCAUGCGCCCGAGGGCGAGGAGGCUCGUCACGGCGAACGACUCAUCCAGUAUGCCAGCGAGAAUCUGGUCACGGAGGUGCUCAUCCACCCGCAGUACAACACGCUAAUCCAGUGCAUGCGAAAUCUGCUCAGCAGUUUCACCCGCCACCGGCACAUCAUCCACGCCGGCUACACCUUCAGUGGCAAUGGUUCCUGGAUAUUGCAGGACGGAACCUUCUCGGUGGCGGACUUCUCGGAGGCCUUCCAGGAGCACGACGUACAAAGGGUGAUUCGGGCCUAUGCGGACACCAUCACCAUGAACAUUCACUGCGCGGACGCGGGUCUUUGGCACACGUUGCCCGAGAAGUCCUUUGCGCGCCAGUGCCGGAUACGGAUCAAUCCCGUGGACGUCCUGGACACGAGCAGCGAGUGUAUCAACGGAUUCAUUGAUUACCUCGCGCCCAUGGUGAUGCCAACAUCGCUGAGGGAGCUGCUUGAGACCUCGGACGUGGUGGGAAACAUCCGCUUCACGCAUCCAACGUUAUAUGUCUUCCCCGGCGGCCAGGGUGACGCGGCGCUUUUCGGAAUCAACGGCUUCAACAUGCUUGUUGACGGCGGCUUCAACCGGAAGGCGUGCUUCUGGGACUUCGCCCGACACCUCGACCGACUGGACGCGGUGCUGAUGACGCGGCUGAACAACAGCAACGUACAGGGUCUGGGUGCGGUCGUGUCGCGCAAGCGGGACGCUCACGUCUACCCCCAGAUCGGGCACUUUUUCGGCAAUGUACCUGACCGCAAGGGCCUGCCCAGCCCCGACGGCGAUAAGGACCGCGAUCCGCUUCUGAUCGAUCUGUUCGAGCGUGGACACGGCAUCGUUAGUGACCUGAAGGCGCUGGAUCUAAAGCCACAGGGCUGCUACCGCAACCAGGAGCCGGUCAACCUCUACCACAAGGUCGGCCACGGCACUCUGGACAUGUAUGUGAUAAGCCCAGCGCGCGACUCGAAGGAAGUGAAGGAGUUCCUCCAGAAGUGGCAUGCCGGCGACCAGCGGCUCUUUGCCGCCCGGGAGUCGCGCGACUUCAACUUCCCGCUGCAAAACUUGGUAUCCAUUUGCGCCCUGCUUGUGUGGCAACCAGCCAACCCGGACGACACUAUCACUCGCAUUCUCUUCCCGGGCAGCACACCCGACUUCAAAAUCCAGGAGGGCCUCGAAAAGCUAAAGCAUCUGGAGUUCAUGAAGCACUCCACGUGCACGGCAAAGUCGAUUGCCCCAGCCAUUCAGACCGUGACCUCAACUCGCAAGAGCUUAAAAUCGGCCAUCGAAGCGACUCCAGCUCCGCCCAGCGCCAGCUACAAGUCUACGAAGUUCAGUCCGGUGGCAAGCGCCGCUCUAGCCGUCCAGCAUCCGCAGCAGCAGGAUAACAAAGCGAAGGAGGCUGCGGCUGCGGCAGCGGCGGCGGCUGCUGCUGCGGCGGCUACCGCAGCAACUAUUGCCCGCGCCAAGGCCGACUCCAUGGACACGGAUGCAGAACCGGAGCACGAGGCAGACCCCGAACCUGCUGACACUGGGGACGAGGCUGCUCCGACAGAGCAGGAGCCUGAGGCGGAGACUGAACCCGAACCGGAGCAUGAACCCGAAGCCGAGCAGGAGAAGGAUGCUGGUGAGGAGAAGAAGGUGGAAGUGUUAAUCAUGAAGCCCCAGCAGGCGACACCACCAGUAGCAGUCCCAGCAUCUGGCAAAGAUGCAGUAGAUGCAACUCCAGCCGAUGUGACGCCCACCGGCAAACUGAGCAAAGCGUCAGCCAAGGGUAAGGCGGACAAGCCGCGGGCUGAGGUUAAGCCGGUGGUACGCUCCCGCAUCGACACCAAGCCCCCCAAGUCCAUGGACCGGAAACUGGCCAAACGGGAUGAGAAAAAGAGCUCGCCCACAGCUACGCCGGCCGCCCGGGCACCCGUAGCCCGAGAUGCCAAGCCUAAAGUGCUGAGCCGCCCAGCAACCAAGUCCAGUCCCAGCAGCACUCCUGCUAAGAGUGCCAAGGAGGCCAACAACCGGAAAGUGCUCGAGUCCAAGCAGCAGGCGGCUCGAGUGCAGGCCACCAGCACCGUCUCUAGGCGGGUUACCAGCACGGCCAGUGAAAGGCGUGUCCAACAGCAGACGGAAGCCAAGACAGCGGCGACUGGGGCCACCCAAGCGACCCAGAGGAAACCAAUCUCAAGGAGACCUCGUGGCGUUUCACCCUCGAAGCGGGCACCAGCACCCGGAAGUCCGGUGAAGCAGGCGAAGCCGAAGGCGGCAGACUUGAAAAAGGCACGUCUGGACAAGGGGGGCACCACCGACUCCAGUCUGGUGUCCACCCCCUCCGCAGAUGAAGCCACGGCUGCCAAGAAGCUGCAAGACCUAACCGCAUCCCAGGAACUCGACGCAGAGAAGCAGCGUGAACUGGACGACCUUAAGGAGGAGCAGGAGGUGGUACGGGAGAUAGAAGCUGUGUUUAGUCGUGAUGAAAUGAAGCGCCAGCAGCACCAACAGAUUAAGGCCGAGCUCCGAGAAAUGCCUGCCGAGGGAACCGGCGACGGUGAAGAUGAGCCUGAUGAAGAGGAGGAGUAUCUGAUCAUCGAAAAGGAGGAGGUCGAGCAGUACACCGAAGACUCAAUCGUGGAACAGGAAAGCAGCAUGACCAAGGAGGAGGAGAUCCAAAAGCACCAGCGCGACUCGCAGGAAUCAGAGAAGAAGCGCAAGAAGAGCGCCGAAGAGGAGAUCGAGGCGGCCAUUGCCAAGGUGGAAGCCGCUGAGCGUAAGGCGCGACUUGAGGGUGCCUCUGCCCGGCAGGAUGAGUCGGAACUGAACGUAGAUCAGGAGCAGAGCAAGAUAAAGGCCGAGGUGCAGGAUAUCAUUGCCACUGCCAAGGAUAUUGCCAAGUCACGCACCGAGGAGCAGUUGGCCAAGCCCGGAGAAGAGGAGCUCUCAUCGCCAACUCCCGAAGAGAAGCUAAGCAAAAAGACUUCGGAUACAAAGGACGACCAAGUCGGAGCCCCAGUCGACGUUCUACCCGUCAAUCUUCAAGAAAGCCUACCCGAAGAGAAGUUUUCGGCUACCAUUGAGUCGGGGGCCACCACUGCUCCUACACUACCAGAGGAUGAGCGCAUUCCGCUGGAUCAGAUAAAGGAGGACCUCGUGAUCGAGGAGAAAUAUGUGAAGGAAGAGACCAAGGAAACGGAGGCCAUCGUGGUGGCCGCCGUACAGACUCUUCCCGAAGCAACUCCCCUGGCAAUCGAUGCCAUCCUAGCCGCAGCCACCAAGGAUGCCCCCAAAGACGCCAAGGCCGAGGUUUUAGGUGAGCUGCCCGACUCAGGCGAAAGGGUGCUGCCCAUGAAGAUGACAUUUGAGGCCCAGCAGAACCUUCUCCGCGACGUCAUUAAAACGCCUGAUGAAGUUGCAGAUCUACCCGUCCAUGAGGAAGCCGAUCUUGGGCUAUACGAGAAGGACAGCCAGGACGCCGGCGCCAAAAGUAUCUCCCAUAAGGAGGAGUCCGCAAAGGAAGAAAAGGAGACCGACGACGAAAAGGAGAACAAGGUAGGAGAUACGGAAUUGGAGGAUGAGCCGGAAAGGGUGGACAUCUCUCACGUACUGCUCAAAAAGUCAGUGCAGGAAGUGGCCGACAAAGUGGAGGUCAUUCAAACUACAGUGGAGAAAAAGCUGGAGGAGAAGGUGACCCUGGAAGCCGAGAAGAUUGUGGAGGCGACUAUAGCCAUGACGCAAGAAAGCCAGGCAGAGCAGGAAAAGGAUAUAGAAGAGCGGGAACAAAAACUUGAGUCUGGAAUUAUUACCGAGAAGGAGGCCAAAAAGUCGGCCAGCACUCCCGAGGAAAAAGAAACCAGCGACAUUACUUCCGAAGAUGAGCUUCCAGCCCACCUGGCGGAACCAACCACAGUGCCACCCAAAUCAGCCAAAGAACACGAAGACACCGGCUCCAUUGACAGCCCCCCCACCAUUGAGGAGGCCAUUGAGAUUGAGGUGCAAGCCAAGCAAGAAGCCCAAAAACCAGAGCCAGCUCCGGAGGAGAGUACCAAGGCGGAAAAGUCACCACUUGCCUCAAAGGAGACCUCCCGACCUGAAUCUGCGACAGAAGGCUUUAAGGAAGACUUUGAGCAGCCGGAAUCCAAGAAGUCCCCAGAGCCCUCCCGACCCGAAUCCGAGGCAAAGGAUACCAAGUCUCCACUCGCCUCAAAAGAAGUUUCUCGACCGGGAUCUGUUGCGGAAAGCAUUAAGGAUGAAGCAGGAAAAUCAGAGAGCCGACGAGAAUCACUUGCCAAAACUCCUAAGGAUGAAAGUUCUCUUGAUAAAGCACAAGAACAGGAAAGUCGUCGCGAAUCUCUUGCGGAAAGCAUCAAGCCAGAAAGUGCGAAAGAUGAAAAGUCUGCCGUGGCCUCGAAGGAAGCCUCCAGACCAGAAUCUGUUACAGAAAGCGUUAACGUCGAGGCAGACAAGUCAAAGGAGCCGUCCCGCCGCGAAUCUAUCGCAGAAAGCUUAAAGGCCGAAAGUACGAGAGAUGAAAAAUCCGCUCCACCCUCUAAGGAAGCUUCGCGGCCAGGAUCAGUGGUAGAAAGUGUUAAAGAUGAGACUGAAAAGUCGAAGGAACCAUCGCGACGGGAGUCAGUAGCUGAAAGUGCCAAAGCCGCUAUUGAAUCCAGAGAAGUCUCGAGACCCGAAUCGGUUAUUGAAAGCAUGAAAGACGAAUCUGAGAAGCCCGGAAGUCAUCGUGAUUCCCCCCUUGCCUCAAAGGAGGCUUCCCGGCCAGAAUCAGUAGUGGAAAGCGUCAAAGAUGAACCAAUUAAAUCCACAGAAGAGCUUCGUCGUGAGUCGAUGGCAGAAAGCGUCAAAACAGAUAGUACAAAGGAGGAAAAGUCCCCACUUGCAUCCAAGGAUAUAUCGCGACCAGACUCGGCUGCGGAAAACGUGUUGAAUGCAUUACAAAAAUCAGCAGAGCGGUCGCAGCCAGAAUCCGCAACAGCCUCUAGGGAUGUCUCCAGGCCGGAAUCAGUAGCGGAAAGUGAAAAGGAGGACACUGACAAACCCGAAUCAGUUGUGGAAAGCGUUAGGCCUUCAGAGGUUAUCUCCAAGCCAGAAGAUAGCGCAAAGCCUGAGAGCCGUCGUGAGUCCUCUACUGAAAGCGUUCUUCCAGGCAGUACCAAGGACUCCAAGGAACCAUCCCGACCAGAAUCCAAAGUAGAAAGCGUCAAAGAUGAAGCUGAAGUAUUGAAGAGUCCGUCUCAACGAGGAUCAGUGGCAGAAUCGCAGCCAUCAAAGGAAGCGUCUAGGCCAGAAUCCGCUGUGGGUAGUUUGAAAGAUGAGGGUAUGUCCAAGGAGCCUUCUCGACGUGAGUCGGUCGCGGAAAGCGUAAAAGAUGAAGCUGCCAAGUCCUUGGAGGCCUCUCGUCCCGCUUCCGUUGCAGAAAGUGCCAAGGAUGGGGCUGAUGAUCUAAAGGAACAGUCUAGACCCGAAUCAAUGACUCCAAGCAUUAAAGCGGAAAGUAUUAAAGAUGAAAAAUCACCUUUGGCGUCCAAGGAAGCUUCUAGACCAACUUCCGUUGCAGACAGUGUUAAGGAUGAAGCUGUGAAGUCCAGGGAAGAAUCAAGGCGAGAGUCGACUGCCGAAAAAUCACCUCUGGCCUCCAAGGAAGCUUCCAGACCAGCAUCUGUCGCAGAAAGUAGUAAGGAUGCAGCUGAGAAGUCCAAGGAAGAAUCAAGACGAGAGUCAGUGGCCGACAAGUCACCUCUGGCCUCCAAGGAAGCUUCCAGACCAGCGUCCGUUGCAGAAAGUGUUAAGGAUGAAGCUGAGAAGUCCAAGGAAGAAUCUAGGAGAGAGUCGACAGCCGACAAAUCACCUCUGGCCUCCAAGGAAGCUUCCAGACCAGCUUCCGUUGCUGAAAGUGUUAAGGAUGAAGCUGAGAAGUCCAAGGAAGAAUCAAGGCGAGAGUCGAUUGCCGAAAAAUCACCUUUGGCCUCCAAGGAAGCUUCCAGACCAGCAUCUGUCGCAGAAAGUAGUAAGGAUGCAGCUGAGAAGUCCAAGGAAGAAUCAAGACGAGAGUCAGUGGCCGACAAGUCACCUCUGGCCUCCAAGGAAGCUUCCAGACCAGCGUCCGUUGCAGAAAGUGUUAAGGAUGAAGCUGAGAAGUCCAAGGAAGAAUCUAGGAGAGAGUCGAUUGUCGAAAAAUCAGCGUUGACCUCUAAGGAAGCUUCCAGACCAGCUUCUGUCGCAGAAAGUAGUAAGGAUGAAGCUGAGAAGUCCAAGGAAGAAUCAAGACGAGAGUCAGUGGCCGACAAGUCACCUCUGGCCUCCAAGGAAGCUUCCAGACCAGCGUCCGUUGCAGAAAGUGUUAAGGAUGAAGCUGAGAAGUCCAAGGAAGAAUCUAGGAGAGAGUCGAUUGUCGAAAAAUCAGCGUUGACCUCUAAGGAAGCUUCCAGACCAGCUUCUGUCGCAGAAAGUAGUAAGGAUGAAGCUGAGAAGUCCAAGGAAGAAUCAAGACGAGAGUCAGUGGCCGACAAGUCACCUCUGGCCUCCAAGGAAGCUUCCAGACCAGCGUCCGUUGCAGAAAGUGUUAAGGAUGAAGCUGAGAAGUCCAAGGAAGAAUCUAGGAGAGAGUCGACAGCCGACAAAUCACCUCUGGCCUCCAAGGAAGCUUCCAGACCAGCUUCCGUUGCUGAAAUUGUUAAGGAUGAAGCUGAGAAGUCCAAGGAAGAAUCAAGGCGAGAGUCGAUUGCCGAAAAAUCACCUCUGGCCUCCAAGGAUGCUUCCAGACCAGCGUCCGUUGCCGAAAGUGUUAAGGAUGAAGCUGAGAAGUCCAAGGAAGAAUCUAGGAGAGAGUCGACAGCCGACAAAUCACCUCUGGCCUCCAAGGAUGCUUCCAGACCAGCGUCCGUUGCCGAAAGUGUUAAGGAUGAAGCUGAUAAGUCCAAGGAAGAAUCUAGGAGAGAGUCGAUUGUCGAAAAAUCAGCGUUGACCUCUAAGGAAGCUUCCAGACCAGCUUCUGUCGCAGAAAGUAGUAAGGAUGAAGCUGAGAAGUCCAAGGAAGAAUCAAGACGGGAGUCAGUGGCCGACAAGUCACCCCUGGCCUCCAAGGAAGCUUCCAGACCAGCGUCCGUCGCAGAAAGUGUUAAGGAUGAAGCUGAGAAGUCCAAGGAGGAAUCAAGACGAGAGUCAGUGGCCGACAAGUCACCUUUGGUCUCUAUUGAAGCUUCCAGACCAUCUUCCGUUGCCGAAAGUGUUAAGGAUGAAGCUGAGAAGUCCAGGGAAGAAUCAAGGCGCGAGUCGACGGCCGAAAGCGCUACAGCGGAGAGUAUCAAGGGUGAUCCAUCUCCUCUGGCUUCGAAAGAAGCGUCAAGACCCGAUUCUGUUGUGGAAAGCGUUAAGGACGAUGUUGAGAAGCCAAAAAGUCGACGCGAAUCUGUUGCAGAGAUUGUUACACACAAAGAAGCUAAGGACGAGAAAUCCCCAGAAGUUUCACGACCAGGGUCUGUGGCAGAGAGUGUUAAAGACGAUCCUGUCAAAUCCAAAGAACCAUCCCGUCGAGAAUCUGUAGCGGGAAGUGUCACAGCGGAAAGCGCUAAAGACGACAAAUCUCCUUUGGCGUCCAAGGAAGCGUCAAGGCCAGAAUCGGUAGUUGAUAGCGUUAAGGAAAGACAGAGUGUUACACUCGAAAAAGCUGGGGAUGAUUUGUCUGCUGUUACUUCAGAGAAGUCUGUUUCUCGACCAGUAUCUGUGGCCAGUGACCAUGAAGCUGCCGUAGCUAUUGGGGUUGAUGCAAAGAGUUCCAUCUCCCCCAAAGCUAAAUCCCGUCCAGGUUCUGUUGCUGAAACUGUAUCGUCACCAAUUGAGGAAGCGACGCUAGAGUUCUCAGAGAUUGAAGUCGUAGAAAAAGCCAGCCUAGUCCUUAGUCUACAAGCUGGCUCUGGAGGAAAACUGCAAACGGAUUCCAGUCCUGUUGACGUGGCCGAGGGUGACUUUUCGCAUGUUGUCGCUUCAGUUUCCACCGUCCCGCCCACACUUACAAAACCUGCGGAACUCGCAAAGAUUGGCGCAGCUAUAACGGUCUCGUCUCCUGUGGACGAGGCUCCAAAAACUCCAUCUGCUCCAGAGCAUAUAUCCCGUGCAGAUUCACCCGCAGAAUGUGCGACUGAAGAGAUUGCCAGUGAUGACAAAUCACCACAAGCUUCGAAGGAGUCCUCAAGACCAGCGUCGGUUGCAGAAAGCAAAGAUGGUGCUGAUCAGCUUGCAAGUGCGGUGGAUGAGCACAUCGCAGAAGUAAAGGAUCUUAAAUCCCCGGUCGCCUCCACGGAAGCCUCUCGCCCGGCAUCAGUGGGAGAGACAGCAUCAUCGCCCAUUGAGGAAGCACCCAAAGACUUCGCGGAAUUCGAGCAGGCCGAGAAAGCAGUGCUGCCUUUGACUAUUGAGCUAAAGGGUAGUCUCCCCACGUUGUCGAGCCCUGUGGAUGUGGCUCAUGGUGACUUUCCCCAGACAUCAACACCCACAAGCUCCCCAACUGCAGUCCCAGUUCAACCAGCUGAACUCUCUAAAGUCGGCAUUGAGAAGACAGCGUCAAGUCCGAUAGAUGAGGCUCCGAAAUCAGUAAUUGGAUCUCCGACAGAAGAGCGUCCAGAAUCUCCUGCUGAAAGUGCCAAGGAUGAAGCUGCCGAAAAAUCAAAGGAGGCAUCACGUCCACCAUCUGCAGUUGGAAGCACUAAAGCGGAUUCCCGGCCGGAAUCGGUGUUGCAAAGCCCAAAAGACGAUGUUCAAAAAUCUAAGGAAUCAUCGCGUCCGCCAUCUGUUGCAGCAAGUGUUACGGGGGAAGCCACUAUGGAGGUAUCCCGACCAGAAUCAGUAGUAGAAAGUGUCAAGGAUGAGCAUGAAGAGACGGAGAGCCGUCGAGAGUCAGUUGCUAAAGUGGAAAGCGCUAGUCAGGAGAGUCAUAAAGAUGAGAAGUCAACCGUAGCAUCGAAAGACGCCUCUCGAAGAGAAUCUGUCGUGGAAUCCCUUAAAGAUGAUGCUGAGAAGUCUGAAAGCCGUCCAGAAUCGGUCAUCGACAGUGCAAAGCCAGUCCCCAAGGAAUCGACAUCCCAACUGGACUCAAAGGAUGUGUCUCGUCCAGGCUCAGUGGUAGGAAGCGUUACAGCUGAAGCUGAGAAAUCUGAACAGCAAUCCCGUCGGGAGUCUGCAGCGGAAAGCGUCAAAGCAGAUGGGAAAUCUCAAGAGGCAUCCCGACCAGCCUCCGUCGAGGAACUUCUGAAAGACGAUGAGUUAAAACAGGAAAGCAGGCGGGAAUCGAUUGCAGGCAGCCUUAAAGCAACGAGUACCAAGGACGAUGAGUCUCCAAUGGCCUCCAAAGAAGUUUCACGGCCGGAGUCGGUUGUAGAAAGCAUUAAGGAUGAAAAGGACAAACCCGAUAGCCGUCGUGAAUCCCUUUCCGAAAACGUUAAGCCAGACAGCUCCAAGGAUGAAAAAUCUCCCCUUGGCUCCAAGGACGCCUCCAGGCCGGGAUCCGUUGCCGAUAGUGAUAAGGAUAAAGCUGAAAAAUCCAAAGAGCCAUCCCGACCAGAAUCCGUCGCGGAGAGCAUUAAGCAUGAAAGUACAAAGGAUGAAGAGUCUCCACUACAAGAAGAGGCCGUAAAAUCCAAAGAACCUUCCCGGCGAGAUUCCGUCGCAGGAAGCAUCCAGGCAGAAAUCGCAAAGGACGAAAAAUCCCCAUUGGCGUCAAAAGAGGAUUCCCGCCCCGAAUCCGUAGAAAGCAUUAAAGAUGAGAAGGCUGAAAGCCGUCGUGAAUCUGUGGCGGAAAGCGUGAAGCCGGAAAGUUUAAAGGACUUAACAUCAGCCCCACCCUCAAAGGAACCUUCUCGACCAGAGUCCGUUUUGGAAAGCGUCAAGGAUGAAGGCGAUAAGACCAAAAGUCGCCGAGAUUCGGUAGCUGACAGCACAAAAGAGGAAAAGUCUCUCCUUGGAUCACAAGCAGCUUCCCGACCAGGAUCUGUUGCAGAGAGCGUUAAAGAUGAAGCUGAGAAGUCUACUGAGCCAUCACGGCCGGCAUCUGUAUCCGAAUGCAUUGCGGCUGAAACCACGCGGGAUGAAAAGUCCGCUCCAGGCUCUAAGGAAGCUUCUCGGCCAGGAUCAGUGGUGGAAAGUGUUAAGGAUGAGACUGAAAAGUCGAAGGAACCAUCGCGACGGGAGUCCGUAGCUGAAAGUGCCAAGGAUUCAAAACCCGAGAUUGUAUCUAAGGAAGUUUCCAGACCCGAAUCAGUAAUUGAGAGUAUUAAAGACGAGUCUGAGAAGUCCGAAAGCCGUCGUGAAUCGGCUGCUGAAAGCAACAAGGCUGGAAGUGGAAAGUCUCCUCUCCCAUCAGAAGAAGUUUCCCGGCCUGAAUCUAAGGCAGAAAGCUUGAAAGAUGUGAUUGCCCCGACAAAGGAGACCUCUCGUCCCAAAUCUGUUACAGAAAGCGUCAAGGAUGAAAAAUCCCCAUUCGCAUCCAAAGAAGCAUCUAGACCAGCAUCCGUUGCAGAAAGUGCCAAAGAUCUGGCAGAUGAAUCCAAGGAACCAUCUAGACCGGAGUCGGUGUCCCAAAACAUAAAGGCGGAAAGUAUUAAAGAUGAAAAGUCACCUUUGGCCUCCAAGGAAGCUUCUAGACCAGGUUCUGUUGCAGAAAGUGUUAAGGAUGAAGCUGAGAAGUCCAAGGAAGAAUCAAGGCGAGAGUCGACGGCCGAAAAAUCACCUUUGGCCUCCAAGGAAGCUUCUAGACCAGGUUCUGUUGCAGAAAGUGUUAAGGAUGAAGCUGAGAAGUCCAAGGAAGAAUCAAGGCGAGGGUCGACGGCCGAAAAAUCACCUUUGGCCUCUAAGGAUGCUUCUAGACCAGGUUCUAUUGCAGAAAGUGUUAAGGAUGAAGCUGAGAAGUCCAAGGAAGAAUCAAGGCGAGAGUCGAUUGCCGAAAAAUCACCUUUGGCCUCUAAGGAUGCUUCUGUUGCAGAAAGUGUUAAGGAUGAAGGUGAGAAAUCCAAGGAAGAAUCAAGACGAGAGUCGACGGCCGAAAGCGGUAAGGCCGAGAGUAUCAAGGGGGGUCAAUCUCCCCUGGCUUCGAAAGAAGCGUCAAGACCCGAGUCUGUUGUGGAAAGCGCUAAGGACGAAGCUAAGACAUCCCGACCCGAGUCAGUGGCCGUAAGUGCCAAGGACGAGAAAUCACCGCUUCCUUCACGUCCUGAAUCGGUGGCCGAUAAGUCGCCAGCUGCCUCGAAGGAAGCAUCUCGCCCUGCAUCUGUUGCCGAAACCGCCUCAUCACCCAUUGAAGAAGGUCCACGAUCCAUUGCUGACCUCAGUCUGCCCCUUAACCUGACAGGUGAAGCUAAGGGCAAACUUCCAACUCUCUCGAGUCCCAUCGAUGUGGCGGAAGGAGACUUCGCUGAAGUACAAGGGGAAUACUCCCCGCGGCCAGCAGCACUUUCAAAACCAGCGGAGCUUUCGCAAUCGGAUACUGCGCAUACAGCCUCCUCUCCCGUGGACGAGGCUUCUCCCGUUCUGGAAACCAUCGGUGCGGUUGAACAGCAUACAACCUCUGGAGUCGAGGUCACCAAGGAAACAGCGGAAGCAGAUUUGCUUGACCUGACGGAAGCCAAAUCCGAGACGGUAACCAAGCAAUCGGAAACAACGUUGCUUGAAUCCCUUACCUCGAAGGUGGAAUUACUGGAGAGCUCGGUGAAGCAAGUUGAAGAGAAAGUCGAGACCUCAGUAAAGCAAGCAGAAACCACAGUGACCGAUUCCUUGGAGCAAUUGACCAAGAAGAGCAGUGAGCAGUUGACAGAGAUCAAAUCAGUGCUGGACUCCAGCAUCAGCAACGUAACCACCUUGUUUAGCACUGCAGUGGAGACCGUUGAAAAGAAAGUGCAGGAUGUGACAGAGAAAGUAAUUGAGACGUCAACCGAACACGUUUCCGAGCACAUCACCACUAUUGGUGAAAGCUCAACGGAAACCGGCCAGGAAAAGAGCAGUCUGGAUCUGGGCACAUUCUCGGAGCUGCGCGAAACGCAUAUUACCACCGUGGGGUCCCCAGAGUUCACGGUUACGAUCUGCGAGCGCGAUGAGCCCGUGCUGCACGACAUCAAGGAGGAGGACGAGGAGCAUCGCUUCUCGCCUCCAAGCGAUGGGGACAAGACAGUAAUAAUACCACCACAGCCGAUGCGACCACUGUCACCGCGCGAGGAAGAAGUGGCCAAAAUCGUUGCCGACGUGGCCAAGGUCCUUAAGUCCGACAAGGAUAUCACAGACAUCAUACCCGACUUUGACGAACGCCAGCUAGAGGAGAAACUGAAGUCAACCGCCGACACAGAGGAGGAGUCCGACAAAAGUACUCGAGACGAGAAAUCCCUGGAAAUCAGCGUCAAAGUAGAAAUCGAGUCGGAGAAGUCAUCGCCAGAUCAGAAGUCCGGCCCCAUUUCCAUCGAGGAGAAGGACAAAAUCGAGCAAUCUGAAAAAGCACAAUUGAGGCAGGGAAUAUUGGCUAUAAGCCGGCCGGAGUCAGUUGCCAGCCAACCGGAGUCCGUGCCCUCGCCCUGCCCUUCAGAGUCAGCAGCCAGCCAUGAACAAAAGGAGACGGAAAUCCAGGCUAGGGAACAGUCAUCCCCCAUUCCCAGCAAGGAUGAGUCUGGACGCGAGUCCGUGCUUUCCGAGAGCCAUAAAGCUGAGAAGUCUUCUCGCCCCGAGUCCGUUGCCAGCCAGGUGAGCGAAAAGGACAUGAAGUCAUCGCGCCCAGCAUCUAGCACCAGCCAAUUUAGCACCAAGGACGGCGAUGAGGAGACGACUGAGUCGCUACUCCACUCACUUACUACCACAGAGACAGUUGAGACCAAACAGCUGGAAGAGAAAUCGAGCUUUGAGUCUGUCUCCACCUCAGUCACUAAGUCCACAGUCCUCUCCAGCCAGUCAGUUCAGUCAGUUCGCGAAGAGUCUACCAGCGACUCGUUGAGUAGCAGCCUCAAGGUGGAGGACAGCUCCCGACGCGAGUCGCUCUCCAGCUUGUUGGCCGAAAAGGGAGGAAUCACUACCAGCACUAGUUUGAGGGAGGACACUAGCACCUCUGCAUCUCAGCUGGAGGAGCUGCUUGUGCAGUCCGAGGAGUGCUCAUCAGAGUCAAUCGUUAGCGAGAUUCAGACCAGCAGCGCUCAGAAGUCAACUAAGGAAACCAAGGAUGCUAGGGAAACCAAAGUAACCAGCCAGUUUAGCACUAGCACCAGCACCAGCACCAGCACCACCAAAGACGACUUAAAGGAAACUGUGGCCGAGUUUCUGGCCACCGAGAAGAUUGUCUCCGCCAAGGAAGCCUUCAGCACUGAAGCCACCAAGUCGGCAGACGACUGCCUGAAGAAGGCCACCGCCAGCAACGUCUCCAGCACAACCGCCUCCCAGCGAGCGCUAUUCGUGGGCACGGACGAGUCACGGAGAGAGUCCCUGCUGAGCCAGGCGAGUGAGAGCCGCUUGACCCACAGUGAUCCCGAAGAUGAGGAGCCCGCUGACGACGUCGACGAGCGCUCCAGUGUUAAGGAGAGCCGCUCCAAGUCGAUUGCCACCAUCAUGAUGACCAGCAUCUACAAACCUUCCGAGGAUAUUGAGCCAAUUUCAAAGGUCGUCGAGGAGGAGCACGAGCACGUGGAGGAGCUGGCUCAGGAGGUCACCUCUACCAGCAAGACCACAACUCUGUUGCAGUCCAGCGGACAGAGCAGCAGCACAACCACCAGUAGCACCAGCAAGACCGGUGCCUCAAGGGUGGAGUCCAUCACUCUCACUCAAAUGGAUCAGCAGACUAGCCAGAGUCAGGCGGAGCCUGCUGAUCGCAAGACACCGCCAACGGCGCCAGUGAGUCCCGGCGUCAAGGCUUUGAGCUCGACAGGAUCGGCCGGCUCUGUGAUUGGAGCUGGAGCUGCAGCCGUGGCCGCUGGCGGAAAGUGCGAGUCCAGUGCCGCCAGCAUCGUUUCUUCAUCGGGCCCGAUGUCGCCCAAGGACAUCAGCGGCAAGUCCAGUCCCGGCGCCCUCACCUCGGAGAGCCAGUCAAUUCCCACUCCGCUGGGUCGGGAGUCGCAUACGGACACCCCGGAGUCCUCGCCAAAGCCCACAUCGCCUUUCCCGCGCGUCAGCAAGGACGAGCUCAAGUCCCUGGAAAUUCAGCACCACGAGCAGGAGCACAUGCUGGCGGGAGCUGCCGCUGCAGCCGGAGCUGAGUGCGAGGCUGAUCUUCCCGAGCUGCACGAACUUCGUGGACUCGAGUGCACCACAGCCCUCAGCGGGAGCACCGACAAGAUAAUCACCACCACAAUCACCACGGUGACCAAGGUAAUUUCGGCGGACGGCAAGGAAAUAGUGACCGAGCAAAAGACGGUGACAACCACAGACAGUUCGGAGCCCGACAGCGAAAAGGUAGUGGUGACCACCACGCGCACCACCAGCGAGAGCGAACGCGACCAGCUGCUGCCCAAAGAGGUGGCGCUGCUGCGCGGCCUGUACCGCGCCAGCACUCCGGGCAGCGAGGAGGACGAGGACCUCCUACUGGGAUCCCCGCGCAGCGCCACCAGCUACGAGCUGCAGCACUCUAGCUCCGGCGUGAGUAAGCGCUCCGAUCUGGACGCCGACGGUGACGAGAGCCAGGAUGACAUUCCUCCUCAGUAUGGAAGCGAGGAGCACUCAACCGCACGCUCGAUUCUUCUGCCUCGCACAGCCGACCCCAUGGCCACCUCCUUCUACGGCGCCCUGCCCGACAGUUUCGACGUUGCGAUCAAGCCCAGCACCGAACCAAUCCCCAUUCAGAGCGCGCCGUCCGGCGAUAGCCAGUCGUCGGAGAGCGUGGAGAGCAGUAGCCAGACCUGGGCAGGACACAAGUUCCUCGACCAGGCGGACAAGGACUUCCAGCGAGCACUCGAGGAGCACGUACAGGCGCGCGGCGCCGAGGUCAUGUCUUCCGUCACCGCCAAGUACUCGUACUCGCCCUCAAAGGCCGAGGAAAUGGAACAGAUCGUGAGUAGCACUGCGGAACGGCAGCGCUUCCCGCUUAGCGAUGUCCAGCGGUCCCGUGUGGCGGAGAGUGGUUUUGCCACCGUUGGCAGUGUCGCCUCCCAGCAGCAGGAGAAAGGAGAGGAAGUGGAGGAAGCCGUGCCUACCACAACUGCAGCAACAGCGAGCACCACAGCCACAGCGAGUUCCACUGGAGCCCUGCCCAAGGACCGCCUCGAGGAGUGGGGCAAGCCCCUAGGUCUGCCAUCGCCAGCACCACUGCCCGUAGAGGGCGGUGCUGACAUUCGCACCACUCCCAAGAAGGAACGCCGUCUGGUGGCCACCAAGACGCGGCUGAACAACGAGAAGAACAUGCGCAAGCGCAGCGAAUCGCCCAACAAGGCCGGCAAGAAGCCAGCGCCCGUCUACGUGGACCUCACAUACGUGCCGCACAACGGCAACUCCUACUACGCCCACGUGGAGUUCUUCAAGCGGGUGCGAGCCCGCUACUACGUCUUCUCCGGCACGGAACCCAGUCGCCAGGUGUAUGAUGCGUUGCUCGAGGCCAAACAGACAUGGGAGGACAAGGAGUUGGAGGUCACCAUUAUACCUACGUACGACACCGAUGUGCUGGGUUAUUGGGUGGCUGAAAACGAGGAGCUGCUAGCCAAGCACCGCAUCGACCUCUCGCCCUCCGCGUCUCGUUGCACCAUCAACCUGCAGGACCACGAGACCUCGUGCUCCGCCUACCGCCUGGAGUUCUAGGCCACGGGCU